GUUCAACUUUCUGGCUGACAGCAUCCACAUCCCUCCCCUCGACAUCGACGGCGUUAGGCCAAGCAGGCGUCAGGCCACCGACAACGACGACGACAACGAUGACAACGCCCUACUACUCCGGCAUCCCGCCUGCGCCCACCGCCCGUCGCUAUCCCUUCUCCAACGCCGUCAACCACAUUCCCCGGACGACCCCCCCUACGAAACCGCAAGAGACACCUGAUGACAAGAUUGAACAGAAACAGAAAGAAAAGUAUCAGAAAAUUGGAGAGCCGCCGUUGCCGAGGCAGAAUACGAAGACCAUCCCGCCCUCGCCGCCGAAAGUAAUCGUGGACAAGGGCAGAGCGUCCAAGUAUGCGCGGGUUGGAUUACUGGGAGAGGGUGGGUUUGCACGAGUGUAUGAAGUGGUCGAUCAUAAACACUCGAGACUCGCGUGCAAAGUUGUUACCAAGACGUCCUUGAAAACUAAGAAAGCGAAGACAAAACUUUAUGCAGAAAUCAAGAUCCACCGCGCCCUCGCCCACCCCAACGUCGUCCGCUUCCUCGACUGCUUCGAGGACGACGAGAACGUCUACAUGACGAUCGAGCUCUGCCCCAAUGGCUCUCUCAUGGACCUACUCCGGCGGCGCAAACGCUUCACCGAGCCCGAGGCCCGCUUCUUCAUGGUCCAGCUGCUCGGCGCCUGCCACUAUAUGCACAACCACCAGGUCAUCCACCGCGACCUCAAGCUCGGCAACCUCUUCCUCGACAGCAACAUGAACAUCAAGGUUGGUGACUUUGGGCUCGCGGCCCUCAUCGAGAGCCCCGGCGAGCGCAAGAAGACGAUAUGCGGCACGCCCAAUUAUAUCGCGCCCGAGGUCCUGUUCGACACCGCCAACGGGCACAGCUUCGAGGUCGACAUCUGGUCGAUUGGCGUCAUCCUAUACACAUUCGUUAUUGGCCACCCUCCUUUCCAGACCAAGGAAGUUAAGAGCAUUUACAAGCGAAUCCGCGACAAUCAAUACGAGUUCCCCGUCAACCGUGACAUCUCCGAUGACGGCAAGCAGCUCAUUCAGCUCAUCCUCACUCCAGACCCGCAAGAGCGGCCCACCCUGCACGAAAUCCUCGACCACGGGUUCUUCGUCGGCGGCACCGUCCCGCUCACCCUCCCCACGACCAUCCACGACAUCAUCCCGAAAUUCGACCACAUCACGCGCCCUAUCUCCACCGCCAACCUCGCGAAGCUGCGCCGCCUCGCGCUCCUCGACGAGGACCAGGUCAGCACGAUCUCGCUGCCCGUCGCGAACAGCACCGCGAACGGCUCGAAGAUGAAGGGCAACCCCACGGCGGCGCUCGCCCAGCAGGAGAAGGAGUUCCAGCAGGCAGUGCAGCCUGGCUCGCCCAUCUCGGCGCUGCUCAAGUCCGCGCGGCAGCCGCUCGUCAUGGGCAGCGGUGGUCGCGGCGAAUCCCCGCUCUACCGAAAGCUCCAGGCAGCGGCCAAGGAGAAGCGCUCGUCGCCUCUGAAGCAGCGCACGGACGCGCUGCGGGAUAUCGAGGAAGAGCGGAGCGGUGAGGGCAGGGGGCAGAAGGAGAAGGACUACGAGGAGGUGAGGAGGAAGGAGCUGGAGGCGCAGAAGGCGCGCAUCGUCGCGCAGAUGGCGCCGCCCAAGGCCGUCACGGCAGCCGAGUUCGUGCAGACGCUCGAGCGCGAGAACGUCGACCCCAUCCCGAAGGCAUCGCGGGAGCCCAGGGACAAAGACGAGAAGGAGAAGACCGCUGGCAGGGACGACAAGUCCGGCGGGCCUGUCCUUAAGGUGAACGGCUUCGACGCGGCGGCGGAGACGCUUGCGGCGGCGCUCGGCCUGCUCGCGCAGGGCGAGUGCUUCAGCGAUCCGCGGGAGGAGGCGGCGAUGCUCGAGGGGCGGGUGUUCAUCGCGUCCUGGGUGGACUAUUGCAAUAAGUAUGGCAUGGGGUACGCGCUGACGGACGGCACCGUCGGCGUGUACUUCAACGACAGUACGUCUCUAGUCUUGUCUCCCGACAAACACCAUUUUGACUUUAUCGAGAGCAGACGCGGGGGCUCGGUAUACGUGCGCAAGUACUACACCGUGGACGAGUACCCGGACCCGGAGCUCAAGAACAAGGUGUACCUGCUCAAGCACUUUGAGGGGUACAUCAUGAACCGCCUGUUCGGCGAUUACGAGUACUGCUUCACGGACACCACCAGGACCAAGGGUAUGGCCUUCCUACAGAAGUUCCUGCGCAUGAAGAACGUCAUUGUCUUCAAGAUGAGCAACGACACCUUACAAUUCAACUUUUACGACCACUCGAAGAUGAUCCUAUCCUCCAACGGUCUCGUGGUGACUCACAUCGACAAGCACUACAACAUGACGAAAUGGAAGCUCAGCGAGAUCAUGGCCCGCGCGCUCGGGCCCAAGCCCGAGGACCCGGACGAGGCCAAGCUGCAGCAGCGCCUCGUGGACAAGCUCAAGUACUGCAAAGAAGUCCUCCUGUCCAUCCGGAAAGCGACCGAGCUUACCGCGAACCAAGGCGAGGGCGCGGAGCUCAAGGAGGUGCCCGAGCCCGCCAUCGUCCCCCGCCCCUCCAAGCGGUCCGCGCAGCCGCGCGCAUGAGCGGCAUCAUACCGGUGAUGUGUCCACGCGGUUGUAAAGAUAUCCUUUAUUCAUCGAGGGACGUUGCGGUAUACCCUGUCUGUUCACACCACUCCACGUCGUUCUCGCACCAUACAUUCCCCAUCGCUGUCGUGAAGUACAUAUGUAUUGAUAGUAGUCCUUGUACAUUGGUUCGCCCGCUCGGGAUAGAGGUAGUGGGCUAACAUGGUCG
Molecule: messenger RNA, 2820 nt
Organism: Gloeophyllum trabeum ATCC 11539
Lineage: Eukaryota; Fungi; Basidiomycota; Agaricomycetes; Gloeophyllales; Gloeophyllaceae
Product: Pkinase-domain-containing protein
Exons: 6
Coding region: 99-2609 (836 amino acids)
Biological process (GO): mitotic cell cycle; regulation of protein localization to mitotic spindle pole body; regulation of cytokinesis
Cellular component (GO): centrosome; nucleus; spindle pole body
Molecular function (GO): protein kinase activity; protein binding; ATP binding
Source: RefSeq, a predicted model, not a curated record